AUGACAGGAUUUCACUUGCCGGGUGACCCCUAUUUCCCCAACCAAGGGAAUACCGAUUGGAUUGUGGAAGACCCAGAGGAAAAUUCCGAAGAAGAACCCAUGGAGGAUGAAGAACCCAUGGAGGACGAAGAGACCGUAGAAGAGGAAGAGUCAAAAAUACCACCUUGUAGAAAUCCUAGACGCGGCGGUGCCACAGGAACUGCAGUGGCACCACCGCCACCACCUCCUCAGUUCGACCUGGUAAUGUUCCAGGCGGCUGUAACAGCCGCAGUAGCAGCCGCCAUAUCCCAAAUAAGCACCAACAAUGCGGGUGGUGCGAGUAAUGGUGCCACAAAUUCUAACAACGGGGACAGCCAGGGACGCUCAAGAGAGUGUACCUACAAAGACUUUACUAAUGCCAAACCCAAAACUUUCAAUGGGAGCGGAGGUGUCAUAGCAUUGCUUCAAUGGUUUGAGAAGACCGAAUCUAUCUUUAAAAUAUGUGCAUGCCAUGAAGCAAACAAGGUCAAGUUUGCAGCAUGCACAUUCUAUGAAAGGGCACUCACCUGGUGGAAUGGCCACGUCAAGACAUUGACACUUCCGGUGGCUAACUUGAUAACAUGGGAAGACCUGAAAACCAUGUUGAUGAAGGAGUACUACCCAAGGGGCGAGAUAGAAAAGUUGGAAAAGGAACUUUGGGGUCUCAAAAUGCCAACUACCUUUGAUAGUGCCAAAGAACUGGCACAUCAACUCAUCGACCAUAAAGCCAGUCAUGGCACUGUGACAACCACCUCCAAGCAAGCUAAAGGGAGAAACAACAAAAGGAAGCUUUUGAACAAGAAGAAGGAUCAACCUGCUAAAGAUCCUGCCAAGAAACAACAAGUGGAUGUUGUGAAUGCCGCCACAACUACUGCCAACCCAACUCCGAUAAGGCAAUACGUCGGGAACCUACCAAAGUGCAACAAGUGCAACUUUCACCAUAAUGGCGCCUACUGUGAAAUGCAUUGCAUCAACUGUAACAAAAAGGGGCACGCCGCUCGAUUUUGUAAAGCUCAAGUCAAACAAAAUGCAUAA
This is a messenger RNA of Lactuca sativa (garden lettuce), 1053 nucleotides long. Lineage: Eukaryota; Viridiplantae; Streptophyta; Magnoliopsida; Asterales; Asteraceae. The record is from RefSeq and is a predicted model, not a curated record.